AACCACAAAGCGCGUGGACAACAUAAAGAAAUUAGCUUACUACGUGCAAAAUCAAGUGGAUCGGGCAUACAAAGCUCUGGAUUACCGAUGGAACCAACAGGCUGAAAAAGAUUCGGAAAAAUCUACACCCGGCCCGCGCAUGAUCCGACCAGUGCUAGAUGAAGUCUACCAGCCUCUAGUCAAGCAGCAGGAGAUACUGAGUCGCCAGGAGGCCAUGUUGAGAACCUUCAAGAACACCCUCAAAGAAGUCGAUACUAGUCCCAUGUUCAGAUCGACUUCGCUGUUGAGAAGCACCCCUUUUAAAAACAAGGAUCAACUAACAAAAUUAUCCAAAAACAUUCUAAACAUGAGCCUAGAACCACAAAAAAAGACCAGUGAGCCUCUACUGAGCGCCCAAAAGCUGGACGCGCUCAGAGACAUGCUAUCCAACCACAAGACCGUCAAAGUCAAACCCUUCAAUGUGGAACUAAGACAGCAGCUAGCAAAUAUGAGAAUGAGCUACGAAAAGGCCGCUAAAGAGAGAGAGGCACAGGAACAAGCCGAGAUAGAUGCGAUGACUGAAGAAGAGAGGCAGAAGGAAAAAGAAAGACUGCUGAAGGCCCAAGCUGUAUUGAAGGAAAGACAAGCGCAGUUGUUAAUAAAGCAACAGGAGUUAAGGAAUAAAGCGGCGCUAAGGUUGCAGCGAAGGGAGGAGAAACACGUGUACUUUGACCCCCCUGAAAAACAAGUUCAAGCUCCACCAGAUGUGAUCAAGGUUGAGCCUAAACCAGAGAAGGCCCAGGAUCCGUUCCCAAUCUCAGUGCCAUCUUUCACGCCACUCUCAAACAACGCUAAACCAGCUAUACCUGGUUUGAAUGCCGUCGCUCGAACGCUGUUUACAGAACCAGAGCCACCAAAGGCCACAGAGGCGCCCAAACCUCUCCCACUCCAAACGCAGCCGCCCAAACCUCCCAGCUUUGCCUCGCCACAACCGCAGUCGCCAUCUGCGAACACACGCAGCGUGCUAAAAGACCUGCUGCAAAAUAAACAGGCCAAUGCUACUGCUAAGAAUGAUGCCAAUACGUUCAUGGGACAGAAGAUAUGCUCGCCUACUGGCACGUUUUCUUUUGGUUCAUCCCCCAUUACAUCUGAAGCAACAUCGCCCGAACCGUUGACUUUGGCUCGUGCGUUAGAUACGCAAAACAUGUUCAGUAACUUGCAGGGCAAGCUACAAAGCUCUGCAAGUGCUCCUAACACCUCGCUUUUGUCAGAAAAUAAACAACCAGAACAGAAACCGCUUGAAGCGAAAGGAGAAAUCAAACAACCCAUCAAAAUUGCUCUCAAGGUAGCCGAAAAAGCCAAAGAAAAUAUCCCAGAGAAAGUAGCUGAGAGUGUGGUGAAUGAGCCUGAUAAAAAUGAUAAGAAAGAAGAAGUCAAACCGUUCAGUCAACAAAGCUUCAACUUUGGAUCUUCACUUACAACUACACCAAGUGUGACCACCAUAAGUGAACCAGAGAAACCUGCAGAAACCAAACCAGAGGUAAAACCGGAACCCCCUAAAGUGGAGGAAAAAGUUCCACCAACUGCCACGCCUCCUAGCUCCGUCUCAUCAAGUGCUUCAUCAUUAUUUGCGCAAGCACAUGCAACUUCUCCUACGACUGUGAAACCACAACCGCUCUUCGGAUCUGCAUUGCCUACGUCAACCCAAACCGAAUCUGCUCCUACGUCAACAUCUGCUACCGUAACCUCGGCCGAUACAACUGAAAAGCCUGCCUUAGUGUCAACUGCCACAUCUGCAUCGUCUUUAUUCAGUGCCGCCGUGGCUUCAUCACCAAAGACAACCCAAUCCGGGUCAAUAUUUAACUCGUCCUCGCCAUCCUCGCCUUCAAGUGUCUUUGGGUCGAGCUCGGGCUCAAUAUUCGGCUCGGGCGCAAAUACAGCCACAAGUUCCGUCUUUGGCACCAGUACAACUCCCAGUUUAUUCAGUAGCGACGCCAAAACAGCUACAACUGCCACAUCUGCUUUUGGAGUUACAUCGACUACACAAUCGGUCUUCGCGUCGACGCCGUCAGUAUUCGCCCAAGCUACAUCGACGCCAUCGUCAGUCUUUUCAACGGCGACUACUGGGUCAUUAUUUGGCACAGCUUCGAAUCAAUCCUCCGUGUUUGGAACUUCGACGACCCCAGCCACAACUAGCGCUUUCGGUGUUGCCACAACACAGGCGUCCGUAUUUGGUGUUCCCGCGACUACAGCUCAAAGUUUAUUCGCUUCGGCGGCGUCGAAUCAGACAUCCGUGUUCGGUACCCCCGCGACUACAGCGCAAAGCGUGUUUGGCUCAGGGACGGCUACGACGCAAGCUUCAGUAUUUGGUGGUGGGGCGACACAGUCAGUGUUUGGAUCGUCUCCGCCGACGUCACAACCGUCGCUCUUCGGGUCCCCUUCGGGCCAAACGUCUGUGUUCGGGGCAGCGCCGACGACACAAGCGUCGGUGUUCGGUAGCCCUACGCCGACAACGCAAGCGUCGGUCUUCGGAAGUCCAACUCAAACGACACAAGCGUCGGUGUUUGGAAGCCCAACGCAGACAACGCAAGCAUCUGUAUUUGGAACUCCAACACAAACAACACAAGCGUCGGUGUUCGGAAGUCCAACUCAAACCACCCAAGCGUCGGUAUUCGGGAGUCCUACGCAGACAACACAGGCGUCGGUGUUCGGGAGUGCUACGCCGACAACGCAAACGUCGGUGUUUGGGUCUACGCCGGCGACGACGGGCGGUUCGCUGUUCGGUGGCGCCGAAUCCAACCUGUUCGCGGCCGCUAGCAUAUCAACUACGAAUGCGCCGUCGCAAAAUACAGGAGGAAGCAUAUUUGGAGGAAGUUCUCCAGGAUCGGUUUUCGGCGGUGCUAACACAAACGUGUUCGGCGGCAAGACGCUGUUUGGCCAGAACAACCAGACAGCCGCUUCCAUCUUUGGCGGAGGCGCAGCUUUCGGCCAGAAGCAACCUCAGGCCAACAACUUCUGGUCCGGUGGCGCUAGCAACACCACGUCUACCGGCUUUGGCUCUGGAUUCGGUCAACAGCCGUCCACGCAAGCAUCAUCAAUCUUCGGGUCAGCCACUGGCGGUAGCUUCAGCACUCCGCAGCCGGCGGCCCAGGGCUUCGGCAGCCCGCAACAAGCGCCGGCAUUCGGCUCGCCGCAGCAACAGGCCUCGCCUGCGUUCGGUGGCUCUCCAGUCUUCGGAUCAAAACCAGUGUUUGGACAAUCUACCGGUUUCGGCUCCCCAACUGCAUCAAGUGGUUUCGGCUCGUUCGGCGGGUUUAACAAGAGCCCGACCAGUGGUUUCGGCGCGCCGGCGGCGUUCGGCGGCGGCGCCACUUUCGGCGGGGCGCCGGCGUUCGGCAGCACCUCUCCUGGAAAAGUGUUUGGUGGAUCCCCUGGACCCGCAUUUGGGUCACCGACGCAGUCCAACGCUACGUUCGAGAGCCUAGCCACGCAGAACACGCUGACCUUCGGCAACCUGGCGCAGCAGUGCGGCCAGCCGCAACCCCAGGCCGCUCCCAGCUUCAACGCGUCUCCGGCAUUCACUGGAUGGCGUGGCUGAUGACAAUAUUUCAAGGAGCGAGCCAUGAAAAUGAAGCAAAGCAAUAACCAUUGAAUGACUACAUAACAUGGGGCUCAGUUGUGACAUUACAGUGCAGUGACAUUGAAUUUUAACCAUUGACAGUGGAAAUACUCUUGACUUACAUAACGUGUUAAAUUAUAUUCCAUAUUAUACAUUAUUAUACUCUCAAUCAAAUAAUUACUACAGAAUAUUCAUGUAACCACAUUUAGAAU
Molecule: messenger RNA, 3810 nt
Organism: Ostrinia furnacalis (Asian corn borer)
Lineage: Eukaryota; Metazoa; Arthropoda; Insecta; Lepidoptera; Crambidae
Product: nuclear pore complex protein DDB_G0274915
Exons: 14
Coding region: 140-3577 (1145 amino acids)
Biological process (GO): protein import into nucleus; RNA export from nucleus
Cellular component (GO): nuclear pore
Molecular function (GO): structural constituent of nuclear pore
Source: RefSeq, a predicted model, not a curated record